UUUUUUUAAUACAGAUUUGGUCCACCGGCAACGUUACCUAUGCUUCUGUUUUUAGGCUAGAAGCCAGGUGCAUCACCGUAUUUCAUGUAGACUGCAACAGACGUCUGGACAAGCAACCCACGGCAGGACCCGUGUGAGGAUAAAGAGGCAAGAGGAGAGGUCACAACAACGAAGGGACUUUGCUCGAAAUGGAGCAAUGUGUCUUGAGGUGUUCCUGUUCAGUGUAAACUACAAAAAGGAAGCAACCACGAGUACGGAGGAACGAUUGGCAGACGAGGGAGGUGGUGGUGGAGUGGUGACUUUGUUGUCCAAAAAAAAGGUGUUAUGGGUGGGGGGGCAUUUGGGAUGGCAAAUGGAAAUGAGAGCAGUGAAGGGCCUGUGGGGCCAAUGGCAGCAGUGGUGGCUACUGCAGAAGGCAUGGUAGCAGACAGUUCAUCCUCCGUUAUCUCUACGUAUAUUAAACUGGUGCUACUUGGGCUGAUCAUAUGCAUUAGUCUGGUGGGGAACUUGGUGGUUUCUCUGCUUGUACUCCGGGACCAGGCUCUGCAUAAGGCACCUUACUAUUUCCUCCUGGAUCUGUGCCUGGCAGACAGCAUUCGCUCAGCUAUCUGCUUCCCCUUUGUGCUGGUGUCUAUAAAAAAUGGCUCAGCGUGGACCUACAGUGUGCUCAGCUGCAAGGUGGUAGCCUUCAUGGCAGUGCUCUUCUGCUUCCAUGCUGCCUUCAUGCUCUUCUGCAUCAGUGUAACACGCUACAUGGCCAUUGCACACCACCGUUUUUACUCGAAGCGCAUGACAUUCUGGACAUGUGUGGCGGUAGUAUGCAUGGUAUGGACCCUAUCUGUGGCAAUGGCAUUCCCGCCUGUUUUUGAUGUGGGCACCUAUAAAUUCAUUCGUGAGGAGGACCAGUGCAUUUUUGAGCAUCGCUACUUCAAGGCUAAUGACACACUGGGCUUCAUGCUAAUGCUUGCUGUACUCAUUCUAGCCACACAUGUCGUCUACAUGAAGUUACUUCUCUUUGAGUACAAGCACCGCAAGAUGAAGCCAGUCCAGAUGGUGCCAGCUAUCAGUCAGAAUUGGACCUUUCAUGGGCCAGGAGCUACAGGCCAAGCAGCUGCUAACUGGAUUGCGGGUUUUGGUAGGGGCCCGAUGCCACCCACUCUGCUCGGAAUACGGCAAAACUUGCACAACCAGAACCGGCGACUCUUAGGCAUGGAGGAGUUUAAAGCAGAGAAGCAGCUUGGCAGGAUGUUCUAUGUGAUCACAUUACUGUUCCUGGUGCUCUGGUCUCCCUACAUAGUAGCUUGCUACUGGAGGGUGUUUGUCAAGGCUUGCACAAUACCACACCGGUACCUCUCCACCACUGUGUGGAUGAGUUUUGCCCAAGCAGGGGUCAAUCCUAUCGUCUGCUUCUUCCUUAAUAAAGACUUGAAGAAAGGGCUCCUUUCCCACCUACCAGCCUGCUGCAGGACUAAACCUCAUCUGCCACGAGAGCCUUACUGUGUCAUGUAACUAGAGAUGAUGAAGAAAAAAAACAAUGGGCAGCCUACAGAUGUAUUGUAUAUUGUGCUUGAGUUAUUGUGGCAUUUGAUGCAAUGGAAGGUAUUUUUAAGCAGUGAGUGGCAACUUGUGAGUGUAGUGUUAAAACACUGGAAUGGUAAGCAUGUAUUUCCAUCUGUCAACCAAUUUUCACUCUAAAUUCAACAGCAUACAUGAGGUCAGAUCUUGACUUUUGAUAACAGGAGAAACAUACAUGUAAAUAAUAUGCAGUCACUGGGAAAACCAAGACAGACAAAUAAACUAAGCUUAAGAUUUUAAAAAAAUGCCAUUUAGAAAAGUCUUGAAUACAAAGGAUGUUGGGCUUGUGACAAACAGAAUCCUAAAGGACGUAAUAAAUCCGCUUUUAGUCGGAAUCUUAAUGUCAUCAUUAUACUGGAAUAACUGAUGAUUGUCCAGCAGCAGUGGCUGAUGAGAGUAAAAAAGUGCUCAGCUAGAUUCAAACCAGCAUUCGUGUUGACUCACCAGUUUUAUUAGAAUGUCAGUUUUAGUUCACAACAACAUAAAGUUUCCAGAAAUACAAACGUUAGUUCAAGAAAAGAUGUGGAAGGUUGUUUAAUGCAUUUAGCUGGUGAUUACAUUGUUGCUGAGUCAUAUUAAUCAAGUAUCAACAGGUCAUUUAUGAUCAAAUGGAGGUACAGUGGACCCCACAAACACCUUUUAGUGCCCCUGUAGUGGUACGGUACAUGGCACCGUUCACAACUGAAACAUUUUAGAUUGACUUAAAAACAUGAAUAAAUAACAAACUGAGACUGGAGAAACCAAGAAUUGUUAUCCAAUCCUCACAACAAAAUGCCGUCACAUUAUAGGGUGUCGAUGUGUUUUCAAGUUUCAGUUUUGUGAUUUAACCAUCAGUGAGGACGCAUAAAGAUGACGAGGGUGUGCUGUUGAACACAGAUUUUAGCAGGACUUGUAAAAGUCAGAAUAAAGGGAGCUGCAGAAACAUGCUAACAGACUAAAAACCAAAGUAAAACAGGCGCUGCAGAGUAAAUGUACCGUAAAGAAUUGAUGCAGAAUCUCAAAGCAGACAGAAGGAUUUUCUUUCCUCAAACACACUGUUUGUUUGCUAGUCACUAAAGCAAACCUUCAAUCUGUGUUGCCUAAAACAUAUUCUCGUUGUUGCUCAUUAGCUCAACAGAAAAUGUGCAGUAGGGGAUGCUUUUCAAGCUUUGAACAUUUGCAGAUAGAACAAUUAUUUGUUUUUUCAUGUUUUGUUUUUUCCUAAGGACAAAUCUGAAGUUACAUCUGCAUCUGUUACUUGAGCAGCUUCACCUUCAUUUUAAAGCAGAAAGACGAUUAGCUUUACCAGGCGUAGCAACCCAGGAUUUUUUAACCCUCAAGCGACCAAGCCAUUUCAGUUGGUAUUCUAAUGACCGAGUGUGCUAUCAGGAAUACUUUUUUAUGAUUUGUUUGUGUAUUUCACACUACUACUGUUUCCUUUAUCCAUGUUAGAUAUUCUGAAAUGCUCUGUUGUCAUCAAGUAUUGUUUUCAACCAUUUUUAUGCAAAAAAGAUUUAAAAUACAUGUUGUACAAACAAAAUGACAUUUAAACAGUCCUUGUCUGUUAUUUCUUAAAAUACAUACAUGAAAUAAUUUUUUGGUUUCAGUGAUGUUAGAAAAAUAAUAAUAAUAUGGAAGUGAAGGAUGUUUAAGCUAUAUGAACUAUGUGAAUGAUGCUUUACAAUAUAGUAAAAUAAUUUCAAUGCCAUAAUUCUUGUGAUCAGUGACAAAUUACAGUGCAGAAGUUGGCAUUAAGGAUAUCUAUUUAUUGUUUGGUUUUAGUUUGACACAAAAUGUGGGGGAUUCUUUAUGAUCUGAAUUAUUAGCUCAUCUGGAUAAGUGUCUGCUGUUAGUAGCCAAUUUAUUGCUCCUAGGUGGGUCUGUCCUGAGAGUACACCCUGAAUAGAUCUAACCACUUUAGCCUAGUGGCCAGCGUUUCGAGCCGUUGUUUGGUAGUUUGGACAGAUUUUUUUUUUUUUUUUUUACUUCUUAUCCAUUCAGGACGUGUCUCUCAUGACACCCUUCUGCACCGCUGUUGACCAACUUAUUGAUGCGCUCAUUUCUAAUCCUGUCCACCCUGCUCACUCUCAGUGAAGAUCUGAACAUAUUCAACUCUGCCACCUCCAGCUCAGUGCCUCUGUCUCCAAACCACCACAGCAGGCCUCAACAGCAUCUUGUAAACUUUCCUUUCACUCUUGCUCCUAUCUUAUGUCACAAAUCACCCCUGACACUCAUCUUGGAACAUCCUGCCUGCUUUCUCUUCUUCACCUCUCUUUUGCACUCUCUGUUGCUUUGGAUGGUUGAUGCUAGAAAAUAAACUCAUCUACCUUAACUACCUCUGUUCUUGUUCACCUUCCCACCCGUCUCACUUUCAUUCCUCAUACCUGCUCCCCACUGUCACUACAGAUCAGCGUUAUCUGCAAAUAUCAUACUUCACACAGACUCCUGCCUGAGCUCAGCUGUCAGCCUGUCCAUCACCACUGCAAACAGGAAGGGGCUCAGUGCAGAUCCCUGAUGUAAUCCCAGCCCCACCUUUAUCUGUCACUCCUACUGCACACCUCACCACUAUCUCACUGUCCCCAUUUCCUGCACCACCCUCACAUACUUGUCUACUACUCCUGAUUUCCUCACGCAGUACCACAGUUCUGCUUUUGGUACCCCAUCAUCUGCUUUCUCUGAACAACAAAGACACUCUGAAGCUCCUUCUGACCUUCUCCUGUCUGACUUCUCUAUCAACACUCACAUUGCAUCUGUAGUGCUCUUUCUCAGCAUGAAGCCAUACUGCUGUCACCUCCAGCAGUUCUGUCCUAAAUCAUCAUGGUAUGGCCCAAAAGCUUGGUCUCUCUGUAAUUACUACGGCUCUGCACUUCACUCUUGUUCUUGAAAAUCACUACCAGUACUCUUCUUCACUCUUCUCUCACUUCUUUCCUCCUCUCUGAGAUUCUUUAUUCAUCAGCUCCUCAAAGUACUCCUUCCAUCUUUUCAGCUGACUCUUUUCACUCAUUUCGUCAUUCCUCUGUGUUGUGUUCCUCACAUACAACUCACUAUAAACCUUUUUCUUUGCUUUUGCUCUCUCUUUAUCGUAUGCCUAGGCUCCAAUACUCCUGUCUAGUUUUUAAAUCUCCCUGACUAUCACACUUUUUAUUUGCCAACCUCUUCCUUUGAAUAAUUUACUGUACUUGCUCUUUGCAUCACCAAGUCUCCUUGUCCUCUUUCCUCUGUCCAGAGGUUCCAUCAAACACCUCUGCAGUUUCCCUCACCACUUCAGCUGUACUUUUGUAGUUAUCACCAUUCCACCUGAUCUUCUGCACACACAAUAUAUCUACCUUCCUUCUCUUCAUCAUAUCAGCCAACUCUCUCCCAUUACCAGUUCUAUUCCCUACAUUUAGAGUAACAAUAAUACAUUUUAUUCAUAGGCUCUUGUCAAGACAUUCAUUGAGACCUUAAAAACCAUUAAAUACCAAAGUCACAGUAGAGUCCCUACUCUCUCCACAUUCCUGCCUAUCCUUCUUUCCUGCUGCCCAAAACCAGCUCGAUGGGGUUUAAGUCUGGAGACUGUGCUGGACUCCAUGUUUUCA
This is a messenger RNA of Pundamilia nyererei, 5132 nucleotides long. RefSeq names its product G protein-coupled receptor 173 (gene gpr173). The transcript has 2 exons. The record is from RefSeq and is a predicted model, not a curated record. Gene Ontology annotation, cellular component: plasma membrane. Bases 325 to 1509 code for a protein of 394 amino acids. Gene Ontology annotation, biological process: G protein-coupled receptor signaling pathway. Gene Ontology annotation, molecular function: G protein-coupled receptor activity. NCBI's taxonomy places the organism in Eukaryota, Metazoa, Chordata, Actinopteri, Cichliformes, Cichlidae.